UGCAGUCUGUAGCAGGCUUAAGCCUGCCACAGACUACACGCAGCAAGCAGCAAGCGUCAAGCAGCAGCCAAUCAACGAAGAGAUAUUUUCUACGCCACUGCUGACGCUUCCGCAAAAUUCAGCAGUGUUGGAUCCUCGCUGCUCGACGCUUGCCGCUUGCUGCGUGCAGUCUGUAGCAGGCUUUAGGGGCUUGAACGCAGCCAAUCCCGAAGCACCGAUCAUGAAAACCGGCCCGGCUCGCGUUAACUUCGGUCGAUUCCGGCUAAUCUCGCUUGAUCGCGGUGACCGAGAGACCUUCGAUUGCUCUGGAUCGUGGCAUACAUACGUACGCCGAUCGCGCCGUGUCCACCGGUGCUCGCCGUCCUGUUUUUUUUUUGUUUCAUUUCCGCACGAUUCGCGUACGUUUUCCGCGAGCGAGCACGCCCGAGCGAGCCGAUCGAGGUCGGGGAAACAGUCCUGGGAAACAGUAGGUAUCAUGUCUCACGGCGGUAGGAACGAGUGUAGGAUUUACGUGGGCAAUCUGCCGCCGGACAUCCGCACCAAGGACAUCCAGGAUCUCUUCUACAAGUUCGGUAAAGUUACCUUCGUCGACCUGAAGAACCGCCGCGGCCCGCCGUUCGCCUUCGUCGAGUUCGACGAUCCGAGAGAUGCGGAGGACGCGGUGCACGCGAGGGACGGCUACGACUACGACGGCUACCGUUUGAGAGUGGAGUUUCCGCGCGGCGGCGGGCCCAGUAACAACUUCCGCGGCGGACGCGGCGCCGGGGACAGCAGCCGGGGCGGCCGCGGCGAGAUGAGCAACUCGCGCGGCCGCGGCCCGCCCGCGCGACGAUCGCAGUACAGGGUGCUGGUGAGCGGCCUGCCGCCCUCCGGCAGCUGGCAGGACCUCAAGGACCACAUGCGCGAGGCCGGCGACGUCUGCUUCGCGGACGUCUACAAGGACGGCACUGGCGUCGUCGAGUUUCUCAGACACGACGACAUGAAGUACGCCGUGAAGAAGCUGGACGACUCGAGAUUUAGAUCGCACGAGGGCGAGGUAGCUUACAUCCGCGUGAAGGAGGACCACAGCGGCGGCGACAGGGGACGCAGCGAAGACCGGGAGAGGGGCCGUACCCGCUCGCGAAGCUACAGCCCGCGGCGUCGUGGUUCUCCCACUUACUCGCCGUUGCGGCGUAAUUACUCGCGAUCAAGAUCUCGCUCCAGAUCUCGCUCGUACGACUAGUAUGUACGUAUGUGUUUCACACGGUAAUAUAUAAGUACAGGUUUAUAUUGAUAUUUGCUCUUUACCAUGUUUCAUUAUUGCUGAUUUAAAACUUUUCACUCGAUAAAAAAGAGAGAGAGAGAAAAAAAAGAACGUUUCCAAACCCAAACGCAGAUUUUGUAUAAAAGAUUUAAAUGAAUUCCUCAAUACUGCCUGAAUUCAAUAACCAAUUGAUUGAUUGUAUUGUAUCUCUGAUGUAUAAUUGGAGCACGGUUUAUUUCGUACGUACAUGUCACGAUUAUUUUUUAAGUUUCUUGUUUCCAAAGUAAGCAUAUAUAUAUAUAUCUCUAAUCAGUCGACCCAGAAGCAAGUUAAUUUAGCGAUUUCAUUUUUCGUCGUCACUCUAACAAAAGUCUCAUAUUGGAUAAUUAUUUUGAAGUAUUUAUACACGCAAAGUACUGUUGGACCUCUUAUCGUUCUCAAAAAAAAAAAAUGGAAUCGUGCUCGAGAUCAUGUGUAACUGUUCAUCCAAACUGUCUAAUCUACAUUUAAAGAUACAUUCCUCCACAUAUUUGCCAAUUUGUCAUCACUACCACCUAUGAAAUGUGUAACAAUUUUGACGUAUUGUUCACGAGCCUUUCUCAACAAAAUUAGACCUAAAUCCCGUAACUCCAUUUAUUCUGCCUUUUAACUUUAAUGUAAAUAACAAACGAGAUCAUUAAUAUUUAUUAACAUCGAUACGGCGAAUACUUUUCAUUGACAAUAACUCGUUCACUUUUUGCUAACACACGCCUUUUAAUCAUGGUAGCUACUUUAUUGCAUCAUUGAGAUACAUUCAUGCUUGAGACUUCGUUUGUAUUCGGAUACACUUCGCAGUAGUAAAACGUGAAAUUUUUGAGGUCUGCCUAACAAAAGCUUCUUGAUAAUCUCUCGCAGUCGUCGCGCGAAUUUACUAACAUCCUUUUUGUAAUCGAAAUCAUCUUUCCAUAUUCAGGACACUUUUGUCCCGUGUUACUACUAUGAAAGUGCUAACCUUCAUCAUACAAAACCAGACGUGUACAGGAACAUGGGUAAACCGUUUGUACUAACGUAUUUGACAUACACAUUUUAUAGACGUACAUUUUAAUGAACAGCGAGUUUUGUUACUGGCACUAGUGCGCGCCGAGUGCACGCUAAGGCUUUUUCCGUAGUCAAUCUUAUAUUUUAAGCUCAUCUUAAAUGCGUGUUCAAAAACUAUUCAACUAAAAAAGUGAUUUUUGAUUGUUUUGAAAAAAAAAUUAUAUUUUUGGCUAACAGAUACUUCGUGAGAUAUUUAAAAUGAUUCUUAAAUGUAAGAAUUGGCUGUAAACUAGCCUUAGCACUCGGUGCGCACUAGUGCGAGCCACCGAACUCGCUGAAAGAAACAGGGCUUAAAGUAAUACUUAUUUUAGCUUAAGAUGCCUUGCUCUUGUCAUAUUUUUCAAGUCGAUAUUAUGACACAGUAAAUACGAUACGGCAUAUCUAAUCGCCUGAAUUAACACACUACAUAAUCGGGGUGGAUCGACUGUUAUAGUACGUCAUAUAUGUCAAAAGUCAUGCGCUACUGUCUAGUUGCAGAUUUCCUAACGCGUUUAGAAUCGAUUUUCUAGCACUAACAAUAAAUUCUUGUCGAGAAAUCUGCAACUUAAGAGAAAGCACACAAUAUGCACAUAUAUUCUGUAUACAUGCGUCUUCGCUAAUAACAAAUAAACGAGUUAGAAGAGUAGCAUGCUAUGUAUAUUGGUCUUACAAAAAUAUAUAUAUAUAUUUUUUUUUUAAAUAUAGCGUACGAUAUCUUAACUCUAACGGGGAUAACGUGUACAUAGAAAUAAAUACCUCAAGAUUGUUUACACGAUUCAUUUACACGACUCGCCAUUUGAAUCAAAAUAAUUCCAAAUCGAAAAGCAGUAGUGAUGACAAUACGUCGCGCAUAUAUGUAUAAUAAAAUAUAUGUAAUAUUUAUUACACACAACACACAUAAUUAUAUUGGCACAAAAAUCUUUCUUUUUAUUAUCACUCCCAUCAUACGAUCGAAUUAAUUCGCUUUAUAAUAACACGCAAUUGUAUUUUGACAAUAGACUUUGGAAGACCUUUCAUGUUUCGUGGGUCAUAUCCUGAUUUUGCAGAUUGCGUUUGAUGUUAUUUCAGUACAAAAUAUCUAACUUAUUUAGACCUUUAACAUUUCUCGAUGUGAAAAUAUAUACAGCAUAACGUGCUCAUUAUAUAUAUAUGUAUAUGUAUAUAUAUCUAUGUAUGUAUAUACAUAUAUGUGUGAUGAAUAAUCUGGACAUUUGCAGCAUUGUCCGGAUUAAAAUACGUUUUAAGUAAUACACGACGAAAUGCGGUGAAAUGCGGUGAAAUAUCUACCAAUUGAUACAUUGUCUUUCGCAUUUCUCUGUUCGUGUGUUUUCCUUUCUGUUUCACCUGCAACAGCCACAUGAUUAAACGCGCUUUUGAGAAUUUCUUUUAUAUCCCGGAACUCGCGGCACACACGCGUUUGAAAGGAAAACAUUGAAUAUCGUGUAUUUCAUGCUAUUUUUGCAAAUUAACCCUGUGAUCUUGAUUACCUUUGUGAUUUAAACUUCAUCACUGUGCGAACAUUUCCUUUUCGAGAAAGUAUAAUAUCUAAAAUCUUCUGCCAUACAGUCUGUAUCAUACACACGGUGCAGUUUCGUAACUUUAUAUAUCACAGGCAUUACAUUUGCAUUAAUAAAACUAUAUCUAAUAUUAAUUUACAUCACAUAAGGAACUAAUGUAUUUUUUCUUCUUUUGUAUAUUGGGAUUAUAACACAAUGAAUGAAAAACUGAAAUCAACACGAUCUUACUUCUUGGAUGGAUAUAAUACACAUUCGCUUCACGUUGGGAUGAGAUGGAUUGCGUUUCGGAGGAUUUGCGAUACGGAGAGCAUAAAUUAUAAGAGGAUUAAAAGACAUAGAUGAAAAUGAGAAUAGCGAAACGGGAUACUUUCAAGAGGAAAUUCAGGAUGAGGAGGAAGGAUUCUCAGUUGCUGGAUCAGGAAACGUUGGCAAGUCCAUUACGAGGAGGCGAUGAACGCCCAUUAAUAUUUCUUUUUGAAACUAGUAGAAUCCCAGUUUGAGAAACUAAAGAUUUUUGUGUGUCGCUGUUUUAAAAGAGGAACAUAACGAGAGUGGAACUUCCUCAUUAUAUUAUGUGCUUGUCAGGAUUAAAGUGCUUCGAGCUGCGUAUUCUUUCCGCGUAUCGCUUUAAAAAGGAAAGAAAAGGCAUUUCGCGCGUUUAUUAAUUCAUUUAUUACCUGAAUAGUCAAACUAAGUAAUGGAUUGUCAACUACAACUGGAUUCUGUUGGGAGCAUUUGGUUCGGUAACUCUAAAGUUUCUUGAACUUUAGUGAAGAUUAAUUUCUCGGAUCGCUCAUUAAGGACGGAUUUUCGGCAUAAUAUCUAUUCUCUUCUUAAUACAACGGAUGAUAUAGACUCAAUUUUGUUAGCUGUUACGAAACAUUUCGUAUUUAGUGUUAAUUUCAAAGGUGGAAGUGAUUCUUUGGAAAGACCGUCGCAUGCCUAAUAAUCGCACCUUCGAUAAUAUCGGCGAUCUAAAGUCCAAUCGUAAUAAUAAUUAAAACAAAAACACGUGUCUCCCGAUAACUAUGGCCGUUUUCUCGACCAACCGUGACCGGCAAGUGCAUCUCUUUCUCGCGUACAUUGUAAAACGACAGUGCGAGUCUUCAGGAUUUAACUGGCAUAAACAAGAGGAUGGUACAUUUGAGUAACGCAACCUGUCUGUCAUCUUGACGGGAGCCGGCCUCAUAAUUUUCGAGGAAACUCCGUACGAACGUUACGACGGACAGGAUACUUCGGAUGUAUUUGGAUUAGGACGCUGGCAGGAUUCGAAAAAACGGGAUAAAAUUAGUAUGCAUGGACGGAUAUUUUUGGAUAUAAGGAUAAAAAAAAAUAUUGCCUGCGCUGCGUAUUCAUCGGAUCGUGUUCGAGCGGAUCACUCGGAUUCAUUAAGGGAACGAUAUGCGAUGUGGAAGAAUGAUGGAUUUGGAAGCAUGAUAUCGUUCGCGCUUCAUAGGGAUUUGUCUCCUAGGUCGGAUACGGGAUUUGGAAACUUGUGUUUAGCGGGAUCAAUUGACAAGAUAAUUGGAUGUCAUUUUUCUCACGGAUGAGAUGAAAAGUGGAUGAGAUGGUGGCUUGCCGUAAGGUAUUUGUGCAAACAGUUUAUACCUGAGAUACUAUCGAUAUUUAUUUCUGCAUGCUCUCUUCGAAAAUAUUCUUAUAUUCGUAUUUUCAUUUUUGUCACCAACAAGGCAAACGCAACUUAUUGUUAGUAACACGCAAUACAAAGCCUGCCUCGAUAAAA
Messenger RNA from Vollenhovia emeryi, 5560 nucleotides. It is a transcript of the gene SF2, whose product is annotated as serine/arginine-rich splicing factor 1B. Gene Ontology annotation, molecular function: mRNA binding. The record is from RefSeq and is a predicted model, not a curated record. Lineage: Eukaryota; Metazoa; Arthropoda; Insecta; Hymenoptera; Formicidae. The coding region runs from base 221 to 1222 and encodes 333 amino acids. The transcript has 3 exons. Gene Ontology annotation, cellular component: cytoplasm; nucleus; ribonucleoprotein complex.